GUGUACCGUAGAGACUGCAGAAAGGCAUGGCUAUGCAAUUGUGUGUUCAAGACCACUAUGUGGUUAUCGAUAAUGGCAUUCUACAAGUUACAUUAUCAAAUCCUGAUGGCUUUGUCACCAGAAUUCAAUAUAAUGGCAUUGAUAAUUUGCUUGAAGAUAGUAAUGAUGAAGAUAACAGAGGGUACUGGGACCUUGUUUGGAGCGAACCAGAGCAUACAGGAACCACUGGGACAUUUGAAAAGAUCAAGGGAACGAGCUUUAGGGUUGUAGUGGAAAAUGAGGAGCAGGUGGAGCUUUCCUUCGCAAAAAAAUGGGAUCCCUCCCUUGAGGGCAAGCUCGUCCCGUUGAAUAUAGACAAGAGAUUUGUAAUGCUUCGUGGUUCCUCUGGAUUCUACUUCUACGGCAUUUACGAACAUCUCAAGGAAUGGCCAGCUUUCAAUCUCCCCGAGACCAGGAUUGUGUUCAAGCUUCGAGAAGACAAGUUCCACUUCAUGGCUGUGGCUGAUAAUAGGCAAAGGUGUAUGCCGCUGCCGGAUGACCGGUCACCAGAAAGAUGCCAAGUCUUGGCCUAUCCAGAAGCAGUCCUCCUUGUCAAUCCCUUGGAGCCAGAAUUCAAAGGAGAGGUGGAUGACAAGUACCAGUACUCAUGCGAGAUCAAAGAUCUCCGUGUUCAUGGUUGGAUCUGCUCUAGACCACUCUUGGGGUUCUGGCAAAUCACACCCAGCAAUGAGUUUCGAUCUGGUGGACCCAUCAAGCAGGAACUGAGCUCCCAUGUCGGUCCUUAUAACCUUGCUAUGUUUCUCAGUGCUCAUUAUGCGGGAGAAGAUUUGGUGCUGAAAUUUGGAACCAAUGAACCAUGGAAGAAAGUUUUCGGCCCAGUUUUUUUCUAUCUUAAUUCGGUAUUUGAUGGAAGUGACCGGCUUUGGCUCUGGGAGGAUGCCAAAAUGCAGAUGAUGGUUGAGGUCGAAAGCUGGCCCUACAGUUUCCCAGCUUCAGAGGAUUUCCCCCAAUCAUAUCAACGGGGGAAUCUACGUGGUAGAUUACUUGUCCAGGACAGGUAUAUAAGUGAUGAAUUUAUAAUUGCAAAAGGUGCUUAUGUGGGACUGGCACCACCAGGAGAUGCUGGAUCAUGGCAAAGAGAAGGCAAGGAGUACCAAUUUUGGACCAGAGCAGACAAUGAAGGUUAUUUCUCCAUUAAUGAUAUACGUGCUGGCAAUUAUAAUCUUUAUGCAUGGGUCCCUGGUUUUAUUGGAGAGUACCAAUAUGAUGAUGUUAUCACCAUAAGCCCAGGUUGUGCUGUAGAUAUGGGUGACCAUGUAUAUGAGGCUCCUAGAGAUGGGCCUACAUUGUGGGAAAUAGGUAUCCCUGAUCGUUCUGCUGCAGAAUUCUACAUUCCUGAUCCCAAUCCAAUGUAUAUCAAUAAACUUUAUAUCAAUCAUCCUGACAGCAGGUUUAGGCAGUAUGGUUUGUGGGAGAGAUACACAGACCUGUAUCCAGAUGGAGAUUUAGUUUACACCAUUGGUGUCAGCAACUAUAACAAGGAUUGGUUCUUUGCUCAUGUUACCAGGAAGCUAGAUGAUGACACAUAUCAAGGAACAACAUGGCAAAUCAAGUUUGUUCUGGACACUGUUGAUUGGAGUCAAACCUACAAGCUGCGGUUGGCACUUGCAUGUGCAAAUGUUUCUGAAUUGCAGGUCCGAAUUAACGACCCAAAAGCAGAUCCUCUAUUUUCUAGUGGAUUGAUAGGGAAGGAUAAUGCAAUUGCAAGACAUGGAAUUCAUGGACUCUACUAUCUCUACAAUGUGGGCAUCUCAGGUGCUCAACUCAUGGAAGGGAAUAACACCAUUUUUCUUACACAACUGAUAAGCACCAGCCCUUUCCAAGGGAUCAUGUAUGACUAUAUUCGCUUAGAAGGUCCCCCCUUCUAAUUCUGUUUCACAGAAGAGAUUUGACUUUGUUUUAAUAGAAAUAUGAAGUAUUUCCCAGCUUGAGAAAUCUCCAGUUACGCAGAAAAGAACCUCUACAAGGAAGACUCGUGUUUGAGAAACUGUAGAAUGUUUUCAUGUGUCAUUUGCCUAGUGCACAAUCCAAUUCUUAUAACCAAAUCUUAUAACCCUCUUAAUCCAAUUUGUUUCUUCUUUGUCUUU
Molecule: messenger RNA, 2147 nt
Organism: Malania oleifera
Lineage: Eukaryota; Viridiplantae; Streptophyta; Magnoliopsida; Santalales; Ximeniaceae
Product: probable rhamnogalacturonate lyase B
Exons: 16
Coding region: 27-1928 (633 amino acids)
Biological process (GO): carbohydrate metabolic process
Molecular function (GO): catalytic activity; carbohydrate binding
Source: RefSeq, a predicted model, not a curated record